GCUGCACUGGAAAAGGAUGAGGCUCUAGAACACCUACAAUACAUCGAUGAUAUCAUUGUGUGGGGGAGCACAGCGGCAGAAGUGUUUGAAAGAGGUGAGAGGAUCAUCCAGAUACUGCUAGAAGCUGGCUUCGCCAUCAAGAAGAGCGAAGUCAAGGGACCUGCCUGAGAGAUCCAGUUCCUGGGAGUGAAAUAGCAAGAUGGACGGCGCCAGAUUCCCACUGAAGUUAUCAACAAGAUCACGGCGAUGUCUCCACCAACCAGCAAAAAGGAAACACAAGCUUUCCUAGGUGCCAUAGGUUUUUGGAGAAUGCACAUUCCCGAGUAUAGCCAGAUUGUGAGCCCUCUGUACCUGGCUACCCGCAAGAAGAACGAUUUCCACUGGGGCCCUGAGCAGCAACAAGCCUUCACCCAGAUCAAGCAGGAGAUUGCUCAUGCAGUAGCCCUUGGCCCAGUCAGGACGGGACCAGAAGUCAAGAAUGUGCUUUACUCUGCAGCCGGGAACAAUGGUUUGUCCUGGAGCCUUUGGCAGAAGGUGUCUGGUGAGACUCGAGGCUGACCACUGGGAUUCUGGAGCUGAAGUUACAGAGGGUCCGAAGCCAACUACACCCCCACAGAGAAGAAAAUCUUGGCUGCCUACAAAGGAGUUCAAGCUGCCUCGGAGGUGAUUGGCACGGAAGCACAACUUGACACCCUGACUCCCGGUGCUGGGCUGGAUAUUCAAAGGAAAGGCUCCUACUACCCACCAUGCCACUGACGCCACAUGGAGCAAAUGGAUUGCCCUCAUCACCCAGCGCGCCCGUACUGGAAACCUGAAUCGCCCUGGGAUUUUAGAGAUAAUUACAAACUGGCCGGAAGGUGAAAACUUUGGUCUCACUGACGAUGAGGAGCAGGAACAAGCAACAAGGGCUGAAGAAGCUCCACCAUAUAACCAACUACCAGCAGAGGAAACAUGCUAUGCUCUUUUCACUGAUGGUUCCCGUCGCAUCGUAGGGAUGAACUGGAAGUGGAAAGCAGCCGUAUGGAGCCCCACAUGACAAGUUGCACAAACUACCGAAGGAGAAAGUGGAUUGAGCCAACUCGCUGAACUCAAAGCUGUUCAGCUGGCCCUGGACAUUGCUGAAAGGGAGAAGUGGCCAAAGCUCUACCUUUAUACCGAUUCGUGGAUGGUAGCCAAUGCUCUGUGGGGCUGGCUGGGAAGGUGGAGAAAGGCCAACUGGCAACGUAGAGGAAAACCAAUCUGGGCUGCUGAUAUAUGGAAAGACAUUGCCUCUCGGGUGGAGAAGCUAACAGUGAAAGUCCGUCAUGUAGAUGCCCAUGUCCCCAGAAGUCGGGCUAAUGAGGAGCACCGAAACAACGAGCAGCAAAAGACCAAGGAUAUGUCUACAGUGACUGGUGCAGCUGCUGGAACAGGCACACCUGGUGCAAGUGUGGUUGCUGCUGCUGACAAAUCAAGUACUGAGCCUGUUAUGGAUGAGUCAGCACUUGAUAGCCUAAUAGAUACCCUUGGUGGACCUGAGGAAUAUGUGCCUACCACUCCUGUUUACACUGGCCCGGAAAUUACGGAAGAUAUAUAUUCAAGAUACUUGGAAGAAAUGGGCAAACGGGAAGGUAGUCUCCCUCCAGAGUAUGUUAAACUGUUGAAGAGCAAAGGAUAUGGCAAAGAUGUGGUCCCACUGAAACCAAAUGAGCAAGAUGAAAAGCCAAUGACAGAUGAUGAGCUUGCAGAGGCCCUGUCAUCUGACUUCACCUGCAGUGCUGCUUCUGCUCAGGAGAAGAAGACAAGUCUGACAGAGAAACCAAAUCAAGAAGGAGAAAUAGUGCAAGCACAAGCAGCAAGUUCAGUUAAGACUUCAGCUCCUCCUAAGGAGAAGAAAACAAAAUCAAAAGAGGAAAUUAAAGAUGAUGCAAUGGAUGCUCUUCUUGAUACUCUUAGAGGAUCUGAACCUGAACCUGAAGAAGAUCCUACCCCUAUUGUAGAGGUGUCAGAGGCAAAAGCCAAAGAGAAAAAAGAGCAAAAGGCUGGAGAACGUGAUGAUACAAUACCUCCAGAGUACAGGUUAACACCAGAGUUGGAUAAAGACGGAAAACCAAUAUUGCCGAAGCCGGAAGAAAAACCAAAGCCUUUGAGUGAAUCUGAUCUUGUUGAUGAAUUUUCAAAGGAUUUUGCCUGCCCUGCACAGCCUGCAGUACAACCCAAAGCACCAAAGCCCAGCAACAUAUCCAAAAAGCCAUCAGGUUCUGUGUCUGCAAAAGCCACCGAGGAUAAAGUGGUCCCUCAUGCCACAGCUUGCACUGUGCAGUCUGCAGCUCCUGUGCCUUCAGUUGGUCCUUUGUCAGAUGAAGCACUGGAAGCCUUGUCCAGUAGCCUAGGGAAGAGGGAGCCUGAUCCAGAUGAGAAAAAGCCUGCUGUGGACAAAGUUAAGGAGAAAACCAAAAAGGAACAACACAAAAAACUGGGUGAAGAAGAAGAAACAAUUCCUCCAGAGUACAGAUUAACAGAAGCCAAAGAUAAAGAUGGAAAACCACUCCUAUCAAAACCAGAAGAGAAGUCACAGCCUAUGAGUGAAAAUGAUCUUUUAGAGGGUUUGACAGAAGGAUUUUCCUCUUCUCCAUCGCUACCUGCACCAUUACCUACAUCAACUGUACUAAAGAAACCCAAGGAUAGUGCCAAGCCUGUGAGUUCCUCGGAUGUGAUCUCUGCUGCUACGGUUUCCUCAGUGCACUCAGCAGCGCCUGCCACUGGAGGAAAAGAGAUGGAUGAAGCCUUGGAUCUCCUGUCUGAUUCCCUGGGACAGAGGGAACCUGACCCUGAUGAGAACAAACCAGUUGUGGAUAAAGUGAAGGAAAAGGCUAAAUCUGAACACAGAGACAAGCUUGGAGAGAGAGAUGAAACAAUCCCACCUGACUAUCGAAAACUGCUGGAGUCAGGUGAGCAGAGUAAACCAGCAAAGCCAACAGCAAAGGAUGACAUGAAACACAAAGGAAAGAAGAAACCUACGGAUGACAGUGCAGCUAUUGAUGCCUUAUCAGGUGACUUUGAUACUUGUGCAAAGGCUCCUGCUACUCCCCAGCACUCAAAGUGUAGGACAAAAGUGGAAAGGAAUCGACGACCACUAAACCAAGCUCAAAGGAUAAAGGAAAGCCCAGAGACCCUAAAACGGCAAAGGGACAGUCCUCCAGCAGCAAAUCUGAGAAGCAGAAAACAAGCUAAACGUUAACCUUACCAGGAUCCUGCUGCAUCAUGUAAGAUGUCUUCUUUCUGUAGGUGGAUGAUUAUUCUUGAAGAACAAAAGCUGAUGCCAAAAGCACAUAGUUAUUCUGGGUGGUUUUUGUACAGUGAUACUUGCUGGACUUUUUCUCAUCUUUUCUUUUUUCCCAGUAGUAAUCUCAGGUUUGUUUCUUUCUCCCAGCAAUUUACUUUAUUAAGACUCACAUAGUCUGACAUUUUUGUAAUUUCCUUCAGCAUUCUGGGGGAAAGAAUGCUUUCUAUUUGCAGGAAAUAUAUUGCAUCAAUGAAGAGCUAUACCAAAAAAAAAAAAAAAAGAGAAAAAUAUAUCUGCAGACUUUUGCACAUAAUCUUCACAUAGUGCCUGUAAAUCUCUGAAGAGUUCAUAUAUGCUAGCAUUUUUUAACAUUGCAGUGGAUGCAUUAAGUAUUCUGGAAUAUAGUGAGCUUUAGUUACCCUCAGCUGGGCUGUGCAGCCUUCUGCUCAUGCCAGUUCCUGGUGGGAAGCUGCAGGCCAGCUGUGGGGCAGCUAAAGUGUGAGAAAAUGGGGAUUAGCCUCUUCUUCCAGCACGUCUGGACAUCAAGCAGGUAUUUGGGAUGCUGCCUUUAGCAGUAGUUAAAACACACUAGGGCAGGAUUUUUUUUUUUAUUAUUAUUAAUAUUACCAUUAUUUCCAAUUGUAUCUGUACUGUUAUCUCAUAAUUUGAGGAGUCUCCUGGACUGGACAAAUUACAAAUGUAACAGCUACCAACACAAAGGGUAGAUAAGGAAAGGAUGGGGACGAGCUCAGCAGUGAUCAAAGCUCAGGUCCAGGGGCGGGCUCCUUUUUAUCUUAUUUUGCACUGUUUCUAGCCCUCCUGUUCCUGGCACCCCAGCAGGGAGCGCAGGGAUGGGGCUGAAGGUGUUGCUGCAGGGAGGAAAACCCCAUUUUUCCUGUUCCCUGCAAGGACAGGCACGGCCAGGAGCCUCUCACAGGUCGGCUGCCACAGCCCUGGGCUGCCACCACCUCCGUGGGCUUUCCUCUGCCUCCCUGCCCUGCAGAAUGUCCUUCUGCAUAUCCUGACACUUGUGCAGCUCUGGCGAAGGGAGGCUGCUGGCAGCAGAGCCCAGGGUCUGCAGGCAGGGAUGGUGCAGGGAUUGAAGAUGGGGAUAUUCAGACUUGUGACUGUACUUGCAGCCUGCCACCGUGCCACUCCAAUAAAGAUUUUAAGGAUGCA
Molecule: messenger RNA, 4444 nt
Organism: Vidua chalybeata
Lineage: Eukaryota; Metazoa; Chordata; Aves; Passeriformes; Viduidae
Gene: CAST
Product: calpastatin
Exons: 24
Coding region: 1166-3220 (684 amino acids)
Cellular component (GO): cytoplasm
Molecular function (GO): calcium-dependent cysteine-type endopeptidase inhibitor activity; nucleic acid binding
Source: RefSeq, a predicted model, not a curated record